CCCUUUGUACCUCGGUGUGUGUGUGUGGAGGCGGAGAGUAACCGCCCAGGCUCCCUGGCUCGCCCGUGUCGUCUGUUGUACACAGGAUAAACAACAGUUAUUCUCAUAUACUUAUCCACAUAUGUGUAGUGUUCCCUGUGUGAACUCUUGAUGAAAGAGACAAGAUGUCGUCACGUUGUCAUUACUGUGGCUGUGGGGAAAUUGACAUUGAUCCUGCUCGUGGAGAUGCUGUUUGCACCUCCUGUGGUACAGUUCUGUCAGAACACAACAUUGUUAGUGAAGUUCAAUUUCUUGACAAUUCUCAUGGAGGAAGUUCAGCUGUUGGGCAGUUUGUUGCCUCAGAUGCUGUUAGUAAACGGCCUAUGUUUAGAGGUUUUCAUGGAACUUUUGCAAGAGAAAGCAAAGAAAUCACACUUAAUAAUGCUAAAAAAAAGAUAAAUGCACUUGCACAGCAGCUGCGUCUCAAGCAACAAAGUAUUGAGACUUCUUUUAACUUUUUUAAAUUAGGGUUAAGUAAAGGACUUACACGUGGCAGAAAAACUAACCAUGUAAUUGGUGCUUGUGUAUACAUCACUUGCAGAACUGAACAAACAGCUCACAUGCUCAUUGAUGUUAGUGAUGCUCUCCAAAUUGAUGUUUAUGAACUUGGUCGAACAUAUCUUCGGUUAUCUACAGCGCUGUGUAUAAAUAUCCCUGCUAUGGACCCAUGUUUAUAUAUAUGGAGAUUUGCAUAUAAAUUAUCAUUUGGUGAUAAAGCACACGAUGUAUCCGAAACUGCAUUAAGAUUAGUUAAACGAAUGAAACGUGACUGGAUGCACACUGGUAGAAGACCAUCUGGAGUAUGUGGUGCUGCACUAGUUAUAGCUGCUAGGCUCCACAACUUCAAUCGUACCAUUACAGAUGUUAUAAAAGUUGUGAAGGUUCAUGAAUCAACAUUACGAAAACGUUUGACAGAAUUUGGUGAGACCCCAUCAAGUGCCCUGACAUUAGAAGAAUUCAUGACAGUGGAUUUAGCUGAGGAACAAGAUCCACCAGCAUUUAGGGCGGCAAGAAAACGGGAACGUGAAAGGGUUCAAAUGCUCUUAGAUAAGCAGGAAGACUUAGACAGUGAACUAACAGAGCUUCAGCAAGAGAUAGAGAAGCAUUUGGAGGAAAGAAAACGAAAACUGAGAGGUAUUUGGGCAAAGUAUGAUAAAGAAGAUGUGGAAGAAGAAUUUGUUGAACAGGAAAAUGCUGACACACACAAAUUUAUAACAGAAGCAACAUUAGAAACAAUAAAUAAAUGCCUUGAUGAUUCAUGUGAAGAUGAAGUAAAGAAAGAAAUAAAACCUCAGGGAAUUGGGCCUUCUGCUGCAAGUCUUGGCCUGAAAGAGACUAUAGAAGAGUGCAUGGAGAUUCGUCCUGCUGAUCCAGAACCAGAAGAUAAUGGAGUCUUAGACUUGGCUGGAAUUGACGAUGUUGAAAUUGAUUCAUAUAUAAUGUCUCAUAGGGAGAUAAAGUUAAAAACAGAAUUAUGGAUGAAAAUAAACAAAGAAUACUUGGAGGAAAUGAAAAUUAAGGAAGAAAGGGAAAAGAAAGAGGCAGAAGAAAGGGAAAAGGAAGGAAAGCCACCAAAGAAGAAGAAAAACUAUACUAAAAAGUCAAAGAGUAAUACUCCUGCAAAUACAGCUGGAGAAGCAAUUGAGAAAAUGCUUUUAGAGAAGAGACUGUCAAAUAAAAUAAAUUAUGAUGUCCUUCGUAGCCUGAAUGGUGAUGAAGAAGAAGGAAAAGUAGAUAUUAAGGAAGAGAAGCCAAAUCCUAAGCUUAUAAAAGCUGCUCCAGUGGAAACUCCUAAAGGUAUAUCAUCUGUACUCCAUUCAUUAACAGGAAAGCGACCUAGGAAUCCCAGCAAAGAUGAUAAGGAUAACGUGUCUAAAAAACCAUUGCAUGAUACAAGCUGUGACUCUGUUAAAACUAAACAAGAUGAAGAGGGAGAUGAGGAGGAGGAAAAUGAGGAAGAUGACCCAGAAGAAGAGGAGGAGGAGGAGGAAGAUGAGAGUAGCUUGUCCACCUUACAACUUCUACAGAGAAGAAGAGGAGAAUAUAAUGGGAAUGAUGAAUACUAUGAAGAUGAUUAUUAUGAUUAAUUGUCAACAGCUGUCUGAUGCAGCUUGUUAUAAGUACACACACACACAUGAUAAUGUUGAAGGUGAUUGUUAACAGCUGUCUGAUGUAGUUUGUUAUAAAUAUUCAGAGUUGUAUGGUACAAUAAUUUCAGAUAUGGAUAUUUAAGUACAAAAUAAUUAUACACAUUUAGAUUUGUCUUAGUAUUAAAUAGUUUAUUAUUUAACUUAGAUUUUUUAUCAUAAUACUGUACUGUAUAUUCUACAAAUAUAAUUUUAUUUUACAUUAUGUAUUUGUGGAGGCAUCACGUUCAACCAUCCUAAUGCUACACGACAUUGUUUGUCGUUUAAGUUAUUUUAAGCAAUAAAUGCUGUAUGAAUGCCCAGUGUUACAGGUUAAUUUUUUUUUAUACAGUAUUGUAUUUAAAAAAUGUAAUGUUUAUUAUAAGGUUUAGAUAACAUAAAUUGAUUCAUAGAGGAUUAUGUGAAUACAACUUUUCAGAAGUAUA
Procambarus clarkii (red swamp crayfish) is the source of this 2611-nucleotide messenger RNA. Its product is annotated as Brf RNA polymerase III subunit. Lineage: Eukaryota; Metazoa; Arthropoda; Malacostraca; Decapoda; Cambaridae. Gene Ontology annotation, biological process: DNA-templated transcription initiation; transcription preinitiation complex assembly; transcription by RNA polymerase III. Gene Ontology annotation, cellular component: nucleus; transcription preinitiation complex; transcription factor TFIIIB complex. Gene Ontology annotation, molecular function: RNA polymerase III general transcription initiation factor activity; RNA polymerase III type 3 promoter sequence-specific DNA binding; TBP-class protein binding. The record is from RefSeq and is a predicted model, not a curated record.